This is a messenger RNA of Bactrocera oleae (olive fruit fly), 5755 nucleotides long. RefSeq names its product Mesoderm-expressed 2 (gene Mes2). Gene Ontology annotation, cellular component: nucleus; transcription regulator complex. The record is from RefSeq and is a predicted model, not a curated record. Gene Ontology annotation, biological process: regulation of transcription by RNA polymerase II. Lineage: Eukaryota; Metazoa; Arthropoda; Insecta; Diptera; Tephritidae.
UAAACAACUUUUAAUUAAUUGCAUCCUAACUUAAAAAUUGAAUAUGUGCGAAGCUAUGUUCGAUCGUCUCGGCUAACUACUGUGGAACACUCGGAAAAGUGAUUUUUACUUAAUAUGCUAGGAACAAAAGAAAAAUAUUUGAUGUGAACCUUAGUUGUCUUUGAUUCGGUAAUCUUGGAGAGUAGCGAAACGAACGAUACCUGGCAUAAAUCAUUAGCUUGCAUAAUAAAUAGGAGAUAGUAAUGCAAUCAACGAUGUUUGGUUUUUGCCUUCACAGUAAAUUCUUCUGCGAAAUAGAGUAGCUCAAAUAAAGUAAGCAUACAUACGUUGAGUCAUUCUCUGACCCUUUUGUUCUAAUUAUAUAUACCUUUUAUGAAACUUUGUGCCAUUUUACGUCAUAAUUAGUUUUGCUUACUGGGUUUCAUUUCAGUUAGGGUUGCAGUUGGCGCACUCUCGCUUAUACAAUCGCUUUUAGUCGUUUUCGCGAGAUGCGGCCAGUGACGAGUCAGCCAAGCCAGCAAGGCAGCUAAGAAAUCAGUCAGCCAACGGAACUAGUGAGCCGAGUCGACGCCGUUAUAGUGUGCAAAAAACCAGAGCAGGCAAAAAAGUGCCCAAAUCGUGUACGAACUGAAUUAAGAGAAUAACACGCAAGAUGGAACAUCGUAUGAGGCUAGCCGCUGUAAAACGACGACAGCAGCAACAUCAGCGAACGCAAAGAAAAUGUAAACAGGCAACACAAAAGCGAUUUAGAGCCGUGUUCUUUUGGCUGUGUUGGUAAACAAUUUUCGCGCUGCUAUCUUUGGUCGUUUAGUUUUGAUUUUGUAUAACGUUUUUUGCUAUAUUUGUGUUUGUGUGCGUGAGUUGCGACGGACGUGCGUUAUCGGCUGUUGUCGCGACGCUGCGUCGCGCUGCAAAGCAACGCUCUGCUGUAUAUUUAUAUCUUACCCGAGCCUUUCAGUCUUUGGAGACUUGACCAUGAUUCAUUCUAUUCUCCACUGCUUGUUCCUUCGUAAAUAAAGUCGAACCGCAGAGCAAACGAAAGCGAAAAUUAACAGCUAACAAAGUUGACAACAAGCCUAUUCAAUUCUACAGCUGCAACUAGAGCGUUCGUUGCUUGUGUUGGGGGUUUUCCAACGUCUCCAGUUCGCUGCAAACGAAUUUGGAUUUCUUUGUGCGCAUAUAAAUAUAGUUAUACAUACAUGUAUAUACAUGUAAAAGUGUGUGCAAGUGCCGAGUAGUUGUACUAAUGUGUGAGUGCGUGCGUAUUUGGUGAGCGAUCGUUUAUGGCUGACUGGCUGGCCGUCUGCUCAUCCGCAUGCCCUCUCUUUCUGCUCCUUGUUUUUCGCUAUUGCUAUUGUGGGUUCUUUGCUGCGCGACUUGGGAUCGACUGCUGCUUCGGCUUGAAGCGUGAUUUGUUGUUAUUACAAUGACGAUUGUCGCGCUCAGCCCUAGGCGGCAGUGUGUUAAAUGAAUGCGCCUGCUGUUGUUGUAGUUGUAAUUCUCAUAUAUUGAGUACAUUUGGUUAGCAUUCUUGUUAUAUUUGUGUAGUCGACACGCUGAUUUUGGCUUUAGCGCUGUCGUAGUCGCAGCCGUCUUGGGUUGUUUGUGUGCUCAACUCGGCCUGGGCUCGGGUGGAUGGUUGGUUGAUUAGUGUUUUGCCUGGAUUUUAUUAGUUGGUUUUUAAACUUGGUUGUGAGAGGGUAGUGAAAAAUGAAAAUCGGCCAUUAUAAACAUAGUAGUCAGAACGCAUAAAGAAAGCAGAAAGCCAGCAAAUAAGAAAGCAUUGAACUGCGCAGCUGGAAAAGUGAGUGAAUGAGGAGGAAUUUGUAAGACAGACGUUGAAGUGGAGUGAGGUAACGAAUGAAAGUGCAUAGACCUCGUAGUGCUUACGGAACACGUUAUUUAGAACUUGGAGUGGUCCACAUAAAAAGAAUUAGCUGAAAAUUAACUCAGUUUAUUAAAAAAAAAUUGAACUGUCGAACAGUGUACUACACUUGAACGCAAACUUACAAAAAUUGCAGUGAAAUAUUUCGUGAAAAGCUUUGUGGAUGGAUGCGCUGAGAGCUAGCCUCGCUUUUGCCAAUCCACUGGACGCAUACUCAGCUAGAAGCGCAACAAAUACAAGAACGCCCAAAAAGUCAAACACUUCGGCAUCCUCAUUGCGAUCAUCGCCAGCUUCCUCACCAAGUGCUUCCCCCAAAUCUGUCAAUACAACAGCAAACAUUGUGCCGCUUUUGCCCACACACUCCUCAGGCGGUUCAUCGUGCUCUUCACGGUCCAGAUUACGCGUAGCAACCCCCGACUCGGAUACGACUGGCGCUGGUGCUGGUGGUGGUGAAAUGAGUGUGAGUGGUGGAAGUCAAAUUGGCGCAGCGUUGGAUAUGAAGACAAAGGGCUCAGCAGCCUCCUCUGUGGCUCCCGUCACCGCUGCCGUUGAGCUAUUGCAUGCGGCGCCAACUUCUCAGAUUCAGUCGCAGAAAAUAAAAAAAUUGGUUCGCCGUAAUGCCUCCGACAAGUUGCGCCUCAUCCAAAUGGUUCAUGACAAUCCGAUACUUUGGGACUCGCGUCUGCCCAAUUUUAAGGGUGCCGAAGAAGAGAAGAAUCGCGCUUGGGAAAUGAUUGGCAAGGAGUUCAAUGCGCCCGGGCGGCGUGUGGCGCGCGCCUUCAAAUCUCUGCGUGAAUCGUAUCGUCGCGAGUUGGCGCAUGUCAAAUUGAUGGGUAACGGUUUUAAGCCAAAGUGGAGUCUGUAUGAAGCAAUGGAUUUCUUGCGCGAUGUCAUCAGAGAGAGAAAAGGCGGUUCGCACGCAGCUGAACAGGCGGCCAUUGGCCUUAAUUUGAGCGCUUUCUCGCAGCACUUAAAUAAUAACAACAACAACAGCAAGUCUGUAAUGAAACUCAAUGCAUUGCAUUCGGCUUUCAACGAGAGUGCACUGAAUUUGUCGAAAUGCGCACCAGGCCUGAACAUGAGUCACGAAGACUACUAUUAUUAUGUGAAAUCAGAAAUGGAUCUGUCAGCGGCGCAUGCGGGUAGCAACGGCAUUGGUGGUAGUGGUGGCAAUGCAGCAGUGCCCAUACAUCCACUGCCGGCGCACCAAACACAACAUCAGCAGCAACAACAAUUACACAGCGUUGCGCAUGACAGCCGCGUCUCGUCCACGCGCAAUGACAGCACCACGCAGCACAGCAACACUUUCGACGAUCUUGAUGCAUCAUCAGUACGCAGCGGCGACGAAGCCUCCAUACGUAAUGCGGAAAUGAGCAAUCAAGGUUCCGACGAGGUGGAGGAGCUAGAAGCCAUAGAUGCCGAUUUUCCCUAUCCCCUCAUUCUCGACGCAAAUUCGCCGCGUUCCAUGAGCGCAGCAGGCGGCAAUGGCAACAUUGGUGGCAGUGGCGCAUUGAAACGUAAACGACGUGACCUCAACGGUGACGGCAUGGACGACGGUGCUGCGGAUGAUGAAGACGACUACGAGGGCCAGAUGAUGCAGCAGCAUCGUCAUUUGCGCCAACAAAAUGGCAGCAUGAGCGGCGGUGGUGGCGGUGUCAUGAAUAGCUGUAUACUGGAUAUGCCGCCGCCACAGACGGUGCGCGAGGUGUUGAACUCCAAAUUUUGUGGCUUCAUUUCGGCAAAACUCAAUAGCAUGGAAGACACGGAGGCGGAUAAUUUAAUGAACAAAAUACUCAUGUUGUUGGUGCAGACGCAAACAAGCGAAGCCAAAUAGGCGCUGGACUGUGAUACAAGUAUUGGAUAGCAGCGUGUAGCAAAUAUGAUACCAACUACAUACUACAAAUGUACGUGGGUGUGAGUAUGUAGCAGUGGUGCAACGAACACUAUGUUUAUGUGACUUUCACGGGUUCUUGGAGCACUCAGCAAGUAGUAUGUGGCAGACAAUGUCAACAUUUUUCUAAGACAUUUCCAAACAAAUUUUGAAAUUAUUGCAAAAGCCAUAUUUUUUAGUUUUAUAAAUGCUUGUAUGCAUAUGUUACUCUUACAUAUAUUCUGCUUUGGUGUAUGUGUUUUUUUGUAUAAAUAUUAUAUAUGUAUUAUUUCAUAAUGCUUAUAAUUUUAAGUUUAUAUUGUUACUAUCGCAUUAGCUCUCUAUUUAAAUGCUCAAAAUGAAGAAAUUAAAAGCGAUCGACAAACCUAAUUUUAUAAAUUGGCUGAAACACAAUUUGCUCAAAAUGCCAUAUUGAAAUUUUUGUUUAUUUUUUUAUUCAAACAAAUAAAAUAAAUAAAUAAUAUAAUUAUUUUUAUUAUAAAUUAUUUUAAGCACUAAAGUAAACUCAAACUAAAAUCAAAAUAUUAGUUGAAGGUCUGAAUAAAUAAAAUAUCAAACUAUUAGUUUGCUCGAUUAUUAUUUAUUUACAUAUUCCUAUAGUUAAGAUUUUUAUUGUUUUUUAUUAUUAUAUUUUCAGUUUUGGGUAAGUUUCAGAACCUGCCUAAUCAAAUGGUUGGUGAAAUGGCUAACACAUUGCAAAUAUAAACAUAUUUGGAAAAAAUAAAAUUAAAUUUUCAAACACUUUUAUAAAUAGCUCAUGAUUCAAUUCAUUUAUCCGAUUUCCAGGAAUUAUUAUAUUGUUUAACUUUAUAUGUUCUCGAAAUUUAAAUUAGAAACCACGGUUAUGAACAAACUUAAACCAAAUUAAGGCGAAGAUUUCGAAAAUAAAAUAAAAUCGAUUUCAUAAAUUGUUUAUUAUUAAAUAAAGUAAUUGUUGUGAGAAGAAGUUCAUAUUUAUAAUUUUAAAAUGAAAAUAUUUCUGAAUAUCAGUUUUUGUAACAGAUAUUUUAAAAUUUGAUACAAAUUGUUUUUAGAUUGUAACAUUUGAUAUUAAAACAUUUAUUUUUAACAAUUGAUUAUUAUUCGUUUGUUUUAUGAUUUAAAUAUAUUUUUUCGUUUUACUUAAAUUUGUAAAAUUUAAUAUCCUAAACGAAGAAGCGGAGAACAAAUACAAAAUAAAUAAAUAAAUGAAUGAACUUAACAAAACACUAAAAUUAAUAAAAACAUCAACUUAAGACAAUAAAAUUUUCUAAAUUUAACAAUAUAAAGAUUGAGAAAAAUUUUAGUAGCUACCUAUAGUUAUAACUACUAACUAACUUAAAGUACUAAACCUGAAACACAAAAUAUUUAAAAAAAAAAUAAAUAAAAACACAGAAUAAAUAUGGGAAUAUGUAAGUAACAACAAUAUGCAAAAAGCAAUUUACAAAAUUUAUUAAUUUAAAGUUUGAGUAAAAAUUUAUAGGAACUAUUUUUAUAAUUUUUGCCAAAAAAAUUUUUUAUAUGUUACCAAAUGAAUGCGAAAUUAUAAGUUAAACAAGUUUAAAUAUUUUGUAACCAUAAAAUUUUCGAACUAUCAUAAAAAUAUAUGUCACGUAUAAUUAUUUUUUAAACUUAACUUAAUUACAAAAAUUCUAAAUAUGCUACAAAAAUAUUAAUGUCAGAGUUCCAAUAACAGAAUUUAUUGAACACAAAAAAUCUUUCAAAAAAUGUUCAGCGUUCCUUAAAGCAAUUCAAAUGGCUGGAAAGCCGAAUGUUAUAAAAUAUUAAUUAUAAACGUACACAAAUUUACUUUGACUGUACUUUAAAACAACGCUUGCGCCAAAGAGAGACUUCAGAAAAUGUGAACUGCAAUAUAACCUUGCACUGUUUUCUACAAAAAUUGAGGUUUUAUAUGCUCUAAUGCCAAAUACUUGCAAUACCAAAUUGAACAAACAAACAAAAAAAAAACACCACAUAAACCAAAUAUGAGGUUCAUUAUU